AUGGCUGCAGCGAUCGCCAGCUCCCUCAUCCGGCAGAAAAGGCAGGCGAGGGAGCGGGAGAAGUCCAAUGCCUGCCGCUGCGUCAGCAGUCCGACCAAAGCCAAGGGGAGCUGUGAGAAACCCAAUAAACUCAACGUUUUCUCCCGGGUCAAACUCUUUGGCUCCAAGAAGAGGCGAAGGAGACGACCAGAGCCACAGCUAAAAGGGAUAGUCACAAAGCUGUACAGUCGACAAGGUUUCCACCUGCAGCUGCAGGCGGAUGGAACCAUUGAUGGAACGAAGGAGGAGGACAAUGGUUACACCAUGUUCAACCUUAUUCCGGUGGGGCUUCGAGUGGUGGCCAUCCAGGGGGUGCAAACCAAACUCUAUCUGGCUAUGAACAGUGAGGGCUACCUGUACACAUCAGAACACUUUACGCCAGAGUGCAAAUUCAAGGAGUCGGUGUUCGAGAACUAUUAUGUGACAUACUCCUCCAUGAUAUACCGGCAGCAGCAGUCGGGCAGGGGCUGGUACCUCGGUCUGAACAAGGAAGGAGAAAUCAUGAAGGGGAACCAUGUCAAGAAGAACAAGCCAGCAGCCCACUUCCUUCCCAAACCUCUAAAAGUGGCAAUGUACAGAGAGCCAUCCCUCCAUGACUUGACAGAGUUCUCCCGCUCCGGCAGCGGCACACCCACCAAGAGUCGGAGUGCCUCGGCUGUGCUCAACGGAGGCAAAGCUGUGAGCCAGAACGAGUCGACGUAGCCCGGUAGCCGAAAAACCCGAGGCCCCGGGGCCGAACCACGAAAACCUUACCUCCAGCAGAGCGUGAAAACAAGCAGACCCAUCUCACCGAUCAGCGGUUCAAGGACUAGCUACGACA
Molecule: messenger RNA, 859 nt
Organism: Anoplopoma fimbria (sablefish)
Lineage: Eukaryota; Metazoa; Chordata; Actinopteri; Perciformes; Anoplopomatidae
Gene: fgf13a
Product: fibroblast growth factor 13a
Exons: 5
Coding region: 1-741 (246 amino acids)
Biological process (GO): positive regulation of gene expression; fibroblast growth factor receptor signaling pathway; regulation of cell migration
Cellular component (GO): cytoplasm
Molecular function (GO): fibroblast growth factor receptor binding; growth factor activity
Source: RefSeq, a predicted model, not a curated record